AUGCGUAUGGGAGUAUGUCUCGUGACCUCUAAGACUGGCUUCCACGAUUACAAUGACCGUCAGAAGUCCCAAACCAACAAGACACCGUGGGCUGGACACACCAUCCGUCUCGACACCACACUGGCUGACCUCUACCGCGAAAAUGGCAUACAAGGCCCCUUCAUCGUCACCAUGUACUGCGUCUUUGGCCACAUGGACCUGCACCCGGCCUUUCCGCGCGAGCUUGUCUACCCGGAAGACGAGGAGCCGGUCCCGUACUCUAACGACGAGAACGAGAGAUCGAGGCUCAGGAGAAUCAUCCUAGGUCUGAAACCUCUGCGCAGGGCUUUCGGGCUAGGGAACAUGGACGUGGUCUUUUUCGCCCCCAACAUCACCGAAGCCGGGAUGCAUAAGGCUCUGUCGCAGCUGCCACCUGACCAGCGGCACCAUCCGAGAAUUAUAAAUCUCGAUGAUGGGAGCAAUCCCUUCGGUAAGCUCAAGGAGGCCAGCGAGGGUAGGAAGCUGCUCUUCUGGCGGCCGCAGGGCUGGAUGGACGACCACGACUGUCUGCUCGACCCACGAGAGAUGUUUGAUGUCAACUCGAAAAAGUUCCUCGUCACGUCUGGCAUCCGCACGCCAAGGUCGGAGAGCAUGGACUUGCGAUCGGUGCACCUCGACCAGCCAUCUUGCUCCCUGAGAACGCGGCCUCUCCCGUUUGUGGUCAAGCUCUGCCGGGCUGGCUGUGGCUUUGGCACAUUCAUCGUCAAGACCGAGGCGCAGAGAGAAGAAAUGGUGGCGUCCAUGGUCGUCUAUAAAGCUCGGGGCACGACUGAGAUAUUGGUGUCGCAAUAUAUCGAUCUCGUGCGGGAUCUGAGUGUUCACUUCGUCGUGGGCGCUCCAGGAACUCGUCAUGAUCGAAACAACCCGUUGAUCAUGGGCGUCACAGUUCAGACACUCACCACGAAUGGAAAGUGGGUUGGUGGCCACAUUGACUACAGCAGACAGGAAGAACUGAAGAGAUUAGUAUGGGACACUGUACGGGACACCACACAGAGAUUGCCGGAGUCUUUUAUGGGCUGGGCUGGCGUGGACAUCGUGGCAGAUAGGGAGGGAAAGCAGUGGGUGGUGGACCUCAACGCACGCUUCACGGGCUCCAUGCCGAUCUGCCUCAUGUCUGGUCACUUUUGGAAGGAAAGGGGCUUGCCUCUGGCUCAGUUCGCUGCAGUCGAGUAUGGUGGCUCAGUUGAUGAUAUUUACAACCGACUGCAGCCGCUGAUAGAGACUGGCCAGGUGAUUGUCACUGCGACGGCAGAGAUUGGAAGUGACGACAACAUGGCAGAUGUUGUCUGGGGAGGCAAGGAUGCUGUGAAUCUUGAAGAAAUCCAAGGUUGGAUUAGAGCCAGACUUGCGCAAGCAUGA
Cryphonectria parasitica EP155 is the source of this 1398-nucleotide messenger RNA. RefSeq lists its product as uncharacterized. Gene Ontology annotation, molecular function: metal ion binding; ATP binding. NCBI's taxonomy places the organism in Eukaryota, Fungi, Ascomycota, Sordariomycetes, Diaporthales, Cryphonectriaceae. The record is from RefSeq and is a predicted model, not a curated record. The transcript is spliced from 2 exons. Bases 1 to 1398 code for a protein of 465 amino acids.